AUGACUGCCCCUGGCGGCCCUGGCCAAGCGCCCAACCACGCCAUGGCUUUUGGGAUGGCAAACCACAUGGGCCAAGAAGUACAAGGAGCCGCACACGCACACCCGUGCCAUGCCAUGGCCCAACAACAAGGCUACAUGCAGGGCCACAUGGGUAUGCAAAUGGCUCCGGACGGAACACCCAUGGUCAUGCCCUAUGCUAUGGAUGGUUCUGGCCAGCAAAACCCUCAACACGCCCAAGCUCAGCAGAUGAUGUAUCAACACUGCGGCGCUGCUGGCGGUCAGUGUGGCAACGGCCAGUGCGCUGCUGGCCAAUGUCCUGCUGGCCAGUGCGGCGCCUGCCAAGGCGGAUGCCAAGCCGGCUGCCAAGGCUGUUGCCAGGGUGGAUGUCAAGCUGGCUGUGCUGGAUGUCCGGCUGCGGGUUGCAGCGGCUGCGCCGGUGGAUGUCCUGGCAAUUGUGGCGGCUAUGUGCUGCAGAUGCCGGGGAUGACUGCAGGGAUGAUGAUGCCGGGGCAGAUGAACAUGGCUGGCCAGCAGCAGCCACAGGCUGGCCAGGGCCAUCCUGGAAUGCAGUUCGUGGCAAUGAUGCCAGGGCAAGGCGGUGCUCCCGGGCAGAUGCAGCACGCUAUGCAAGGCGGUGGCAUGCCGCAGGGCGGUGGCCCGAUGCAGGGCCAGAUGCAGCAACUGCAAGGCGUACAGGGCGCGAUACCCCCGCAGAUGGCAGGCCACAUGGCCGAAGGCCACCCCAUGGCACAGCCCGCGCCAGGCCAGUGCGGGAUGCCCGAGCAAGGCAAGGGGGGUCAAGGUCCGCAGCCCGAGGGGGAUGGAAAGGGAGGCGGCGCUCGCGUGGCUGCUGGCCUCGGACGCAACACGCAGCCGAAGCAAGGAGCCAACUGGCAGCAAGGCGCAGGGCGCGGCGCAGGCCGCUCCACCGACGCAAGGCCUUUUGAGCCCAGCCACCAGGAGGCUCCUGCGGUGCCUGGAGAGCAAGGCAAAGGCGGCAACCAACCUGGUCAGAACCCACAGGCUCAGGACGGCAGCCAAAAAGGAAACAAGCUCCGGAACCCGAAGAACCCUUGGGCCGACAUCCAGGAUUCUGUCGGCCUGGACCAGGAGAUGCACCAGCUGUGGGACAUGAGGCCUGGGCAGAUUCCCAACAUGGAUGCCAACCAGAAGGCUGGAAACUUCCAAGGUCCGAACAAGGGCAAGGGCAAAAAGGAUGGAAUGCAUGGAGGCAAAGACGGCGGGAAGCAUAGCAAUGAUGACAACAUGGGAGGUGGCAAGGGCGGCGGCAAGGACAUGCCACAGCAGAAGUGGGUGGAGAAGACCGACCCGCAGGGCAAGGGCCAAAGAGGCGGAUGGCAGCCUAAGGACGUGAUGAAGCAGCAAGCGGUGCAGCAGAUGCCGAUGUCGCCUGGCGGGAAGAGCAACAGCAAAGGCUACCAGCAGCCGCAGUUUGUUCAAGGCCAAGGUGGCUGCGGAGGGCCGGGGAUGGCCCAGAGCCCUGGUCCCAAGAAGAACAAGAAGGGCGCUGGCCGGGAUCCUGAAAUGGAUGACUGGCUGAGCCUACGCUUCCAAGGACAAGUGCCGGCAACUCCAACAGGCUCGAUGCUGGGAGGCGAGGAAGUGUGGGCUGAGGAGGAGGAUGCCGAUGCCAGGCGGAAGCGAAAAGGCGGCGGGAAGACAGGCGGUGGUGGCAAAGGUCCCAAUGGCAAAAGCAAGGGUGGCAAUGGUGGUGGAAAAGGCAAGGCGAAAGGAAGAGGUAAUUGGCAACGCGCAAAUGCAGCCUGA
Messenger RNA from Symbiodinium pilosum, 1788 nucleotides. The record is from the annotation of a GenBank genome assembly. NCBI's taxonomy places the organism in Eukaryota, Dinophyceae, Suessiales, Symbiodiniaceae.